This is a messenger RNA of Alosa sapidissima (American shad), 1032 nucleotides long. RefSeq names its product E3 ubiquitin-protein ligase TRIM47-like. NCBI's taxonomy places the organism in Eukaryota, Metazoa, Chordata, Actinopteri, Clupeiformes, Clupeidae. Gene Ontology annotation, molecular function: zinc ion binding; protein binding. The transcript is spliced from 6 exons. The record is from RefSeq and is a predicted model, not a curated record. Bases 3 to 596 code for a protein of 197 amino acids.
CCAUGAUGAGUGAUCAGUCCCUUCCUGAACCUCUUCACUUCAGCAGUGGACUGGUCCCAUCAGAACUAGAUGUAUCAGCUGGAUGGGUGUUGUGUGAUGCUUGCACUGACACAGCUGUGAAGACCUGUCUGACCUGCAUGGCCUUCUACUGUGGGAGUCAUGUGAAGGACCACUACACAUCUCCAGACCUGGAGAGACACCAGCUACAGGAUCUUCCGCAUCAGGACCGCUGUGAACAGCAUAACAAGAAGCUCAAGUUGUACUGCAGGACCGACAAAUCAGCUAUCUGCUUCCGCUGCUUACUUCACAAUCAUAAAGGACAUGAUGUCAUCGAGCAGAACCCUCAAGGGACUCAAUCAAAGUCUUUAAUCGGACAUGGUGCUCCUCCUCCUGGGCAGAUCGAGUUCACCUCAGUGAAACCCGACUCAGUGACUGUCAGCUGGUCACCACCAGAAGGCGCUCCUGGGCCCCACAGGUACAGAGUGACCAGGAGACGAGGCCAAGAGCAGCGCAGCAUCACAGUGGCAGGUUUGAGUCUGAAGGUAACAGAUCUGAUUCCAGGAGAGACAUCACUUCACUGUGGCCACCCUCAGUAAAGAUGGACACCAGGGCACAUGUGUGGAGAGAUCUGUACACACAGAGGUUCCUCCACCAGAGAAUAUCAAAGUGAAUCUCAGCUCAAUGACAGCCUUUCUGACAUGGACUAAACCAGCUGGAGUGGAACAGGUAUCUUACCUACUGGAACUCUGCAGAGAUCAGGAACCCAUAGACACCAUUCAGACAAACUCCCACCAGUACACCUUCACUGGCCUGCAACUUGGAGCAGACUACACCAUCAGCGUAGUCACUGUACUGAACAGUGGCAACCAAAGCAGACCAACCUAUAAAACCUUUAAAACAGGUAGUCCAGCCACUUAUCACUUUAGAAUACUGCGUUGCUAAGCUACGCGAGUUGACCUGCAGUUACAAAUAUCUGGACAACAGAGACAUAGACAGAAUCAAAGAUUCUAGAGCACUCCGUCAUGGGCCAUG